Cyanistes caeruleus (blue tit) is the source of this 1118-nucleotide messenger RNA. Its product is annotated as serine/threonine-protein kinase pim-1-like. Gene Ontology annotation, cellular component: cytoplasm. The record is from RefSeq and is a predicted model, not a curated record. Gene Ontology annotation, molecular function: protein serine/threonine kinase activity; ATP binding. Gene Ontology annotation, biological process: protein autophosphorylation. NCBI's taxonomy places the organism in Eukaryota, Metazoa, Chordata, Aves, Passeriformes, Paridae.
GCGGAUGCUCGGCCCGGGGAGGUCGGGGAGCGCUCGGGGGCCGUUCCUGGCCCCGGGCCGAGCGCUGACGGCCGCGUCUCGCCCCCAGGGAAUGCGCACAAGGGCCCGAAGGAGCGGUACCGAGUGGGUUCGUUGCUGGGGCGCGGCGGAUUCGGCAGCGUCUUCGCAGCCACGAGGCUCUCGGACGGUGCCCCGGUGGCCAUGAAAUGCGUGCCGCGGGAUCGCAUCCGGCACUGGGGCGAGCUGCCCGACGGCACCAGCGCACCACUGGAGAUAGUGCUGCUGGACAAGGUGUCCACAGGCUUCUCCGGUGUGGUGCACCUCCUGGAGUGGUUUGAGCUCCCAAACAACAUCGUGAUGGUGCUGGAGCGCCCAGAGCGGUGUCAGGACCUUCGGCAUUUCAUUCGGGCACGGAGGUUCCUGACCGAGGAAGAGGCGCGGGAGCUUUUCCGGCAGGUGCUGGAGGCCGUGCAGCACUGCACCAGCUGCGGGGUCCUGCACAGAGACAUCAAACCAGAGAACAUCCUGGUUGACCUGGACACCGGGCAGGCAAAAUUGAUUGACUUCGGCUGUGGCACCUACCUGCAGGACACAGCCUACACUCAAUUUGCAGGAACACGAUCAUACAGACCCCCGGAAUGGACCAACUUCAGAUGGUAUUAUGGCGAGGCAGCAACCGUCUGGACCCUGGGCAUCCUGCUGCAUGAGAUGGUCUGCGGGAAGCACCCUUUCAGGAGGGGCAGGAACAUCAGCUGGGCCCAGCUCCCGCUGCCACAACGGCUCUCCCAAGAUUGCCAAGUUCUGAUCAGGCGGUGUUUAUCCCUGCACUACUUGGACAGGCCCUCAUUAGAAGACCUGUUCUGUGAUCCCUGGAUGCAGGAUAUUCAUCAGCCAUAGAAGAAGGGAGAGAGCCACGGGCACAGUGAUGCAGGGACCUGUGACAGCCGGGCCCUGGGCAGAACCCUGACAGCCUGGUGUCACCCCAGGGAAGAAGGAGCCCCUGGAGAAGCUGCACCAGGUGGGGCUGCUGCUGCUGCUGCUGGGGACAUGGAGGACAACAGCAAGGAUGACAACCUCUUCCUCCACCUGGCCAGCGGCAGCUGGCGAUGAUGGACUUU